Messenger RNA from Cydia fagiglandana, 1095 nucleotides. Its product is annotated as zinc finger protein 135-like. NCBI's taxonomy places the organism in Eukaryota, Metazoa, Arthropoda, Insecta, Lepidoptera, Tortricidae. The record is from RefSeq and is a predicted model, not a curated record. Bases 1 to 1044 code for a protein of 347 amino acids. The transcript has 2 exons.
AUGACCUAUGAGCCCGAGCACCAGGGGGCGCGGGCGGGUCACGACGGGCGCACACACACACCGCGGACAGACGGGGAACACACACAUACACACACACCGAAGACGACCGAGGCAGCCGCACCCGACACCUGCACGACGUGUGGAAAACGGUUCAAGCACCGCACGCAUUUUAAGCGACACCUCCUCUUACAUGCCAAAUUAAAACCUUACACCUGCGACACGUGCGACGCGGCGUUCGUACGAAGCGACCAUUUAAAGACACACCAACGAACCCACACCGGUGAGCGACCGUACGUCUGCGAUGUGUGUUCUAGGGCGUUUUCUCACCGGGCCGGGUUAGUGGUGCACAUCCGCCGGCUACACACCGGCGAGCGACCGUACGCCUGCGAUGUGUGCCCUAAAGCGUUUGCAGCUCAAGGUAAGCUAGCGAUACACCGAAGAAUUCACACCGGCGAGCGACCGUACUCUUGUGCGACGUGUAAAAGAAAGUUUAUCUGCUGGACCACAUUAACCAGGCACGAACGGAGUCACGGCGAUGCGAAGCGGUACAGUUGCAAUACUUGUAACAAGGUGUUUAGAAAAAAGACGUGUUUAAAUAAGCAUAAAUGCACAGUAGAAGGCCCACGUUCCUGCGGCGUGUGUGCAGACACGUUUGCAGAUUUAACCAGUUUGAAGGCUCACAUUCAACACGCUCACGGGCCUAAACGACCACUUUACUUUUGCAGCAAGUGUAACAAGCCAUUCAUAAAACACCCAAGUCUAGUGCGGCACGAGCAGACCCACACCGACGACCGGCCGUACAAGUACCCCUGUCAUUUGUGUACGAUAAAGUUUGCAGCCCUCUCCAGUUUACAGAACCAUUUACGACGCCACGGGGAGGGAGUACUCGAGUGCAAAAUAUGUGGGAAACAGUUUGAAGAAUCGAGUAGUUUAGAAGAGCACGAAGAAACACACAGAAUUGAGAAGGCGUACACUUGCGGAAUAUGUUACGAGGGGUUUGACUGUUUGGAUGAUUUUCAAAAUCACGCUCGAAUACACAUGUAAUGAAUGGAUCGAAGCAACUGAAAUGCCAACAUAUUAUAAAGUAAGAUGAGA